Messenger RNA from Actinia tenebrosa (Australian red waratah sea anemone), 1951 nucleotides. Its product is annotated as gamma-aminobutyric acid receptor subunit beta-3-like. Gene Ontology annotation, molecular function: extracellular ligand-gated monoatomic ion channel activity; transmembrane signaling receptor activity. The record is from RefSeq and is a predicted model, not a curated record. Gene Ontology annotation, biological process: monoatomic ion transmembrane transport. Lineage: Eukaryota; Metazoa; Cnidaria; Anthozoa; Actiniaria; Actiniidae. Gene Ontology annotation, cellular component: membrane.
AUUCCUUUUUAAUUUCUAUUUACAUCAUUUUGUCAAAAAUAUUGUCUUGACGUGUUACCUAUAAUAUUCUAUGCCUAAUAUGUUCACUGAAUUGGAGCAUUUGCUAAAGUUUAUUAGUCUCCACCAAUAAAAACUGAUUAGCUUGAUAAAUGACAGGGUAUAUUGAAAAUCCUCGCCAAGAAUUUUCUUAUUCAGUGCAUAAGAAGUAAUGCAAGCUACAACUUUGGUUUUCCUAUUGUUAAACUUCUUUGGGAAGUCUGUUGCCAAUGAAGGGAAUUUCAAGAAAGAAUACCAAUUAUUGUACGUCUUAGAGACAGACAAUGUUACCGAGAUUAUUAAAAGUAUAUUCAUUGGAUAUGAUAAAAACCAAAGACCUUACCAUAAAGUUAAGCCAUUGAAUAUUGCAGUUUCAUUAGGAGUUAACUCUGUAAGCCAUAUUUCUGAAGAAAACAUGGAGUUCCAAGCAGAUGUAUAUUUUCGGCAAUAUUGGCAUGAGCCAAGGUUAGCAUACGGAAAGGACAACACAUCAAUCAUCCUUCAAGGUGAUGCUAUCGACAAAAUGUGGCUCCCAGACACCUAUAUUGCCAAUGCAAGAACAUCAUCUGUGGAAAAAAGAACCAGGACUGCAAUUCUAACUGCAAAUGGUUCUAUCUUUUACACGUUCAAGUCAACGUAUAUUGUAUUGUCGGAAAUGAACUUCCUGAAUUACCCAAUGGACGAACAGAUACUUAAAGUACAAAUCUACAGCUAUGCCUAUGAUUCUGACAAAAUACUAUUGGAAUGGAAAAGUGGGUUGUUUCUGAACACAGAACUGGCAGGAUUCAUAAGCGAGCAAGUUAUCAUGAAUGAAGAGAAAUAUAAAUUUAUCACAGGCACCUUCAGCUCCCUUUCUUUCCAGUUCAAGAUCCGUCGUCGGCUUGGCUACUUCAUUUUGCAAUUCUACUUCCCCUGUAUUCUAUGCGCGGUUGUAUCAUGGCUGCCAUUCUGGAUGGAUCGUUACGAAAUUGGUGACCGUAUGUCCCUGGGUAUCACUACCUUGUUAACAGCAAUGUUCUUGUCCCAGUACAUCAAUAGUGCCAUGCCUCAAGUCAGUUACAUCAAAGCUGCUGAUGAGUUUCUCUUGGCUUCGUUUAUAUUUAUUUUGUUGGCUUUGAUGGAGAGUGUCCUAGUCUAUAAUGUACGAGGGGACGUAAGAACCAAGAACAUGAAACAGAGACAAAUGUCUAGGCGUGAAGAUAAACGACAGGAAAUAUUCGUAAAGGAAGACUGUCCCUAUACUAUCACAGACGUUUUCCAAGAAGGAUUCAAAAUGACAGAUGUGCAACCAGAGAAGACCCAAAAUCAUUCUGACCAGCAGCCCAAAAUUGUGCAGUCAAAAGCACGUGAUUUAGGUCAUGGUGUCGACAAGCUGUCACGCAUUAUAUUUCCAACCAGCUAUGUCCUUUUCGUGGCAUACUACUUCGGACGAUACUUGCUUUUUUAAUAAACUCAUUAAAACGGAUCAACGGCUUUCAUAACACGACAUGCUAAACAUCCUCAGUAAUUUUCAAUAAACUCGUUUAAAACUGUAAAAAAUAGUAAUAAUAUACAAAUAUGUAGUCAGUUUACUUAACUAUAUAUAACUAAAAAUAUCUUCAGAUUUUACGCGAAAAACAAAACUGUAGUAAAACUAUAUACAAAUAUCUAGCUAUUUUACUUGGAAAGUUUCUUUAAAAGAAACACUAUCUUCUAAUUCUCUCGAUUUUUAAAUAUAUUUAAUUUAUCUAACUGUUUUACUUGUGUUUUUUUAUUUAUUUAUUAUUAUUUAUAGAUUAUUUAUUGUCUUGUUGACUAGUUUACUUUUCAAAAGUAAUAUAUAUACUACACGCUAAAAUAGUAUAUACAACUAUUUGCCUUUUUGGGCGCAAGAAAAGCACAAUUUCGACAUGGGCUCAGUGAUUAUGAAAUGUUG